This is a messenger RNA of Maylandia zebra (zebra mbuna), 1114 nucleotides long. RefSeq lists its product as uncharacterized. Gene Ontology annotation, cellular component: pore complex. Gene Ontology annotation, biological process: pore complex assembly; monoatomic cation transport; cytolysis in another organism. Gene Ontology annotation, molecular function: channel activity. The record is from RefSeq and is a predicted model, not a curated record. Lineage: Eukaryota; Metazoa; Chordata; Actinopteri; Cichliformes; Cichlidae.
CAUUACCAGGCCUCUGAAGAACGCCAAGACAUGUUGAGAAGUUUUUGCAUGUUGGGACAGGCUGCGGAUUCAAACAUCAAGGACAAACAAAUAUUUAAACAUCCAGACCUUUAAAAAAGGGUGUGUUGAAUUCAUUUGUGUCCAUGAAUCAUGAAACUGUUGCAAGAAUGUUAAAUCUCCUGUGAAGAGACAGACUGUGGAAACCCCCCCCAAAGAAAAGCAGAAUUUCAUGUCAGCUGCAAAGAUAGACCGGUUCAGGUGGUUUAAGGAUCGUGAGGUUUUGGGUGCAACUCUGCACUCGUUACCAGACUCGCAGGUGUGACAGAGAGGGCGUGACUUUAAACUCAUCUCCAAAUCGAAGUCCGACCUGUUUUCAGAGGACUCUCUGCCAUCCUGUGUGUGUCACCUAACGCGAACCGUUACCAGCAGUCGUCACCAUGGCUGAAAAUGCAGAGGCCCACUCCACCACUCUUACCACCAAUCGCAACAUCACCAUGGAAAUCACCAACAUCACCACCGCCUACUGCCUCGUCAACCCAAAGGUUCACAUGGAAAGUGGCUUCGCCCACAGCCCUCCGCAGCCCACCGUGCGCACCACUAAGACAGAGGUGUGCUCUUUCACCAAGGAUGACAACACAGCAUCAGGUGCUGCGGGUGUGCUGACCUAUGACCUGUUUGACAUGCGCAGCCGCCGCUGCGAUGGCAUUGUGGCCAUCAUGUUCUCCGUGCCGUUCGACUACAACUUCUACAAGAACUGGCUCGGCGUGGGCGUCCUUGAUAAAUCGAAAGCUGUCGACAGCAAGUUGUUCAACUACAUGUACAACGACAAGAACUGCAGCGACUUUGUCCGCUACGAGGCCAAAGGCUCAGGGCUGGUGUUCAGAGGCAAGACGGUGGAUGUGAGGGCAUGUAUGUCCGAUGAGGGCAAAGCUAUUGUUAAACUGGAGCUGUAUGACAGGAUGGGCUAAAGAGUCUGGUUGUAUUAGGUGUGAGAAUAAAAUGUUCGCAAACAAAUGUGUCGAGUGUAUUUGCUGAUAUUCCUGAAAACCAAAGUGCAAGUUGUCAUCCUUAUGGUUUAGAGGUGCUUUAAACAAAUAAAAAACAAUUCAACUGA